Messenger RNA from Guillardia theta CCMP2712, 555 nucleotides. RefSeq lists its product as hypothetical. NCBI's taxonomy places the organism in Eukaryota, Cryptophyceae, Pyrenomonadales, Geminigeraceae. The transcript is spliced from 5 exons. The coding region runs from base 1 to 555 and encodes 184 amino acids. The record is from RefSeq and is a predicted model, not a curated record.
AUGGCAGAUAUGACGGUAUGCGCGCGAUGCGGGGCGAGGGUGACGACGACGAACAUGGAGCUACACAUGUUGCGAUGUCCAGGGCCACGUAGGGGAGCUGGGUGCCAGACAGGGUUGUCUGCACAUGCUACAAACAGUAGAGGAGACGCAGAAAUGUACAACGAGGAGGAGUGCCUGCGGCAGGCGCUGGACCUCUCCAUGCACGAUGCACAUCAGCCAUCGGCAUCGGAGUACCAGUUCCAGUAUGAGUUUGACCAUGGCGAUUGGAGGGCUUUUGAUUCGCCGCAGAACGCGAUCCUAGAGGAGGCGAUGAGCAGCGGACUUCCCGGAGCACACAUUCAAAUCGGUCACAACAUAUACGAGAUCAUCUUCCAAGACGGCAUCCAGCGGAACAUGCAGAGCGGGACAGUCCGUCGGGCGUCCGCUGGGAUCAGCACGGUGGCUUCCGGUCGCCGAGGGGGAGGGGGAGGAGACGCGUCACCAAGCGCAAUGUCAUGCAUGCACAGUGAGCUGCGUCCUCCUCCCCCCUCGCCCUCCGCUGACGAUGAUCCUUGA